UCUCGGUAGACUCAUGGGAAAAUUAAAUGGCGGAUCCGGUGCACGUCGGUAGUAGCUGACAAGAAGCAAAAAAGUUGCAAUUUCUCCAACAAUCUAGCUGCCCACAAUUUUAUAAUUGGAGCCUCAACGAGAAGUGUUUUAAUGCCACACGAAUGUACACCUACUUUGUUAUGGGCCUCAAGGGAUUCGUGUUAUUCGCGGCGAAAGUAUGGAGUUUCAUUUGCUACUGUAUACGAAGACAAAUUCGAUCGGUGAUACAACACCAAACAGUUAGAUAUGAGAUCCUUCCCUUGUCUCCACUGUCUAAACACAGAUUAAGUAUAGUGAAAAGAAAAACGUUGGUGUUAGAUUUAGACGAGACGUUAAUCCACUCCCACCAUGAUGGCGUACUGCGACAAACUGUCAAGCCUGGAACACCGCCAGAUUUUGUACUAAAAGUAACUAUAGACAGGCAUCCAGUUAGAUUUUUUGUACAUAAAAGACCACAUGUAGAUUUCUUUUUAGAUAUAGUCAGCCAGUGGUAUGACCUGGUAGUCUUCACUGCAAGUAUGGAGAUAUACGGGGCUGCAGUAGCAGAUAAACUGGAUCAGGGGAGAGGGUUUUUAAAAAGAAGGUACUAUAGGCAGCAUUGUAAUUUAGACUAUGGUAGCUACACGAAGGACCUAUCAGCAAUAAGUAAUGAUUUGUCAAGUGUGUUUAUACUGGACAAUUCUCCUGGAGCAUACAGAGCAUAUCCAGACAAUGCAAUACCUAUCAAGUCAUGGUUUUCUGACCCGACAGACACAGCACUUCUCAACUUGCUCCCUGUGCUCGAUGCUCUCAGGUUUGUCAGUGAUGCGCGAUCAGUGUUGAGCCGGAACUUACAUCUACACAGGCUCUGGUAGCACCCAAUGUACGGAGAUGGUACAAAUAUUCUAUAUAAAGUAAAAAAGCAUAAAAAUUCCUGGCUUGCUCUGCAUCAGCAACAGCGGGACUGUACUUGGAAACAGCGUGUGGUUUCAUAAUUGCGGAGCAGCUGGGUUUUUCAGAAUGAGGCUGCAUUGCCUGGAGCAGAAUGUAGGAUAUUGAUUUCAACUGAAGAAUAAGUAAGCAUGCAAUGCAGCACAGCCCUGGGUGGAAGUGACAACGAUGAAGGGUUUGAAAUAAUAGUCAACAUGGCUUGCCACACAGAAAAAAAUGGAUUUGAAAAAAAAAAUCCUUUUGCUUCAUCCUCAUAUUUAUAGUGAGAUGCUACAGGAGCUACUUUAUUGCACUAUUAAGUACAUAAAAAGAUGAAUGCAGCAAGGAAUAUUAGUUACAGGUCAUUCCAUAAUAUUUUUUCUCUUGAUUAAAUCGCCUCCCCCCUCUUACAAAAUCUAUUCUUCCUUUUGAGGCUUAAGAA
Molecule: messenger RNA, 1381 nt
Organism: Lingula anatina
Lineage: Eukaryota; Metazoa; Brachiopoda; Lingulata; Lingulida; Lingulidae
Product: CTD nuclear envelope phosphatase 1
Molecular function (GO): phosphatase activity
Source: RefSeq, a predicted model, not a curated record